Molecule: messenger RNA, 1148 nt
Organism: Mizuhopecten yessoensis (Yesso scallop)
Lineage: Eukaryota; Metazoa; Mollusca; Bivalvia; Pectinida; Pectinidae
Exons: 7
Coding region: 207-653 (148 amino acids)
Source: RefSeq, a predicted model, not a curated record
CUUAAUUCCUUGGCGAACGGGGCGGUAGGUUUUUAUAUCGAGAACGCAUUGCAUGCUGAAGUUUGUGAAGACAACUCGGAUAAGUAUUUUUCCCAUGGAUUUCUAACUCGUCAUCAACUGGAGCAUCGCUGCCUGGGUACGAAGGGGCUCUGUUUACCAUUUCAUCUAUGUCCGACUAACUCCGCUAUAUAUAAACGCUUGUCAUUAUGGAAUGUGGAUGUAGCUGUAGAGCUAAUAAAGAGAUGUUGGUGCCGCCACAAAUGCAUCGUCAGAAAUCUGACAUGCAUGAAGAGCUACUGGUAAAACUCGGAGCUAAGGAAGAAAAGUUUGACUGGCAUCCCGACAUCCUGUACCGCCGCACGGAGCGACCACAAGCUAGUGUCGUGGCGGACUACUCAAUCGACAUCAAGGUCGGCCGACCCAAACUGUACUGCGUCGGCAUUCGUAACCCAUGGGCAUGUGGCAACCAAGCACUUCGACAAAUGACAAUGACAGCAAAACAGGGUCCCCGAAGUCUUUUCUUCGGUAAGAGACCUAAAACGACUAACAUCCUGAAUAUUCAUCGCCCGGCACCACCCAGGACAUCCACAGCAACAUCACGGGUCCGCCUUCAGCCAUUAUCGUUAGUUAGGAGCAAGACAGCGAUUUACUAAACGUAUAUCGCAACAGACACCGGUAAGGUGACGUCAACACAUGUACAAAGCUCAGCAGUUUCACAGACAGAUGUUGGUAACGAUGUGUGUGACAGAAAUAACAGGACAGUGACUAGUUGGAUAAUGAGCUCGGUGUUCCAUGUGUGACGUCAUAAUCAGACGUCACAAUUAUGAACUAACUGCAAUUGUUUUUCUUUAAUGGAGUAGUUGAAUAUCAUUCAAAUAAUCCAGGAAAUCAAAGGAUUUGUUUUUAAUAUGCCCGAGCGUUUUCACAUUCCCUCAACCUUUGGUUAACUACUCGAUCAAACUUGAAGAGUAUGGUUGAAAUACUUCUAUGAUUUAUACAGUAUAUUAUAUCUAUUACUACUAGCAGGCAAACUACAGAGUAGCAUUUAUUCUGAUGUUUUACUAUACUACUAGCCAAACAACAGAACAGUAAUGAUUCUGAUGUCUAUAACUACUACUAGCCAUACAACAGAACAGUAAUGAUUCUGA